Molecule: messenger RNA, 6808 nt
Organism: Melopsittacus undulatus (budgerigar)
Lineage: Eukaryota; Metazoa; Chordata; Aves; Psittaciformes; Psittaculidae
Gene: ADORA2A
Product: adenosine A2a receptor
Exons: 3
Coding region: 606-1916 (436 amino acids)
Biological process (GO): G protein-coupled adenosine receptor signaling pathway; adenylate cyclase-activating G protein-coupled receptor signaling pathway
Cellular component (GO): plasma membrane
Molecular function (GO): G protein-coupled adenosine receptor activity
Source: RefSeq, a predicted model, not a curated record
CACCGCCACACGCGUCUCGGGCGCGGCCGGAGCGGAGCAGAGCGGAGCGGCCCCGAGGGCAGGAAACUACAAGUGACGAAGUUGAAUGUUUCCUUCAGCUGAAGAGAAUAUUUCCCAGGUCCUAGUGUGAAAAGGUGAAAAAGGGAACCAAAGGAUGUUGCUAGUAGGUAUGUACAUGACAGGAAGCCAUGACUAGCAGUGUGAUUGUCAACAGGAAACAAAAAGCCAUAGCUGAUGUGAUGCUGCCAUACAAUACACUUUCUGUGUCUUGUUGCCUGCUGGACUGUGUGGCCUGGGAACCAGUGUAUGUCUACGUGAGAUAUUCUCCUGUCCAUUCAUCUGCUGGAGUUUGAAUUGUUCUGCGUCUGGUUAAUCCACCUUGCUGGAGUUGGCAAACCCUGGGAUUUUUUCUUGACGCCUGCUACUGGAAAGGACUUCAAAAGCUAUGGGGAGAAAAGGGAUGUGUGAGCAACCUUCACCAGCUGGCAGCUGAGCGCUCUUCAGACCCAAAGGCACCUUUGAGGUAUCUCAGCUGUUCAGUGCUCUGCAGAUAUGAACGCUGAGCUUUUCUGGCACGUUCUCAUAUUGGCCUGGUCGUUCUCACCAUGCUAGUACCUGGGAAAGAAGACUUCCUCUCAGACAUAGCUUAUAUCAUCCUGGAACUGAUCAUUGCAGUGCUGGCCAUCCUGGGGAACAUCCUGGUCUGCUGGGCAGUCUAUUUGAAUAGCAACUUGCAGAACGUCACCAACUAUUUUGUGGUGUCUCUGGCUGCUGCCGACAUUGCCGUGGGUGUGCUGGCAAUCCCCUUUGCCAUCACCAUCAGCACUGGCUUCUGUGCCUUCUUCUAUGGCUGCCUUUUCAUUGCCUGCUUCGUCCUGGUCUUGACACAGAGUUCAAUCUUCAGCCUACUUGCUAUUGCCAUUGACAGAAUCAUUGCGAUCCGCAUUCCCCUCAGGUACAAUGGCUUGGUGACUGGCUCUCGAGCUAAAGGUAUCAUUGCCAUCUGCUGGGUAUUAUCUUUCAUCAUCGGCUUGACACCAAUGCUAGGGUGGCACAAUCGCGCCCAGAUUGAAGAGCUGGGUUCCAACAGGUCCUCUCCCAUCAACUGCAGCAACAGUAUGGUGGCAUGUCUCUUUGAGGCUGUGGUCACCAUGGAGUACAUGGUCUACUACAACUUCUUUGCCUGUGUGCUCUUGCCCCUACUCAUCAUGUUUGGUAUCUACUUGAAAAUCUUCAUGGCAGCCCGGCGACAGCUCAAGCAGAUGGAGAACAAGAUGGUACAUGGAGAGCGUUCUCGCUCUACUUUGCAGAAGGAAGUCCAUGCAGCCAAGUCUUUAGCCAUCAUUGUUGGGUUGUUUGCAGUCUGCUGGCUUCCACUGCAUAUUAUUAACUGCUUUACCCUAUUUUGCCCAAAUUGUGCCCAUGCUCCCCUCUGGCUGAUGUAUCUGGCUAUUAUCCUGUCUCAUGCCAACUCGGUUGUAAAUCCUCUAAUUUAUGCCUACCGAAUCAGGGAGUUCCGAUACACCUUCCGUAAAAUCAUCAGCCAGCACAUCCUGGGCAGGAAGGAGCCAUUCAAGGCAGGAACAGCCAGCUCCAGGACUUCCACUCAUGGUGGGGACGCAGAGAACGCCAGCAUACGAAUCAGUGAGUAUGCAUUAGAGGUAUACACCAAUGGAGAGAUCCACAGGGAUCCUGAAAAGCAGGACCUAAACAAAUGCAAAGCUGGCUUGGAUUGGCACCAGAAUGGAAAUGCUCUGGACAUGGAAACAAAUGGUCACCUGCUACAUUCCUGCAAAAAUGGGAUUCUUUCAGAUGUGUGCAUGAGCAGGGAGCUGCACAGCGAAGAGCUACUUGAUGCCCAGGUGUCUUACUCAGAUCUGGAAAAAGCAGCCUUGGCAGCAGCUGAUGUUUCCUGAUGAGACUUGCAAAGUCUUCCUGGUAGAAUGAUUUUUUUUUCCCAUUGGUGACCUCUGCCAUGGCAGAAAGGGAGGUUGGGGGGCGGGGGGAGAGGUGCACAUCUCUAUUGCUGUGGAGAAAGGGGUCCCUCCCCAGGACUGUUGGGAUGAUCCUAAAUACUAGACUGGAGAAAAGCCAAGAUACCACUGAAAUGGACUAAGGAAGGAGGAACACGUUACCCAUCAAUGACCUGUCACCAAGAGCAGUGCCGAGGUCAAAGAUGACAUUCCAAGUUCAGCACUGGGAGACCCUGCUGAUGCAGGGCAUAUCAUGACAUUAUGCUGUACUGUGUACCUGUGGUUGUAUGUUGGGUUUGCUGGCUUUACCAGCAGGAAUAAAGUGUGCCUGGAAGUAUUCACUGAACUGUGAGGAGCAGCAGGGAAGGGGCCAUUCAGUACUUUGGCCCUGCAACAAACACAAGGGGGAUAGCAACAUCUGUCGGUCAGGAAGGAUGCCAGCAGCUGCUUGGAGAGGGAAGGAAUUUACCUGAUGGGAACUUUGGAUACCUUGGAUACUUUCAACCAUGGCAUUUUGUCCUUCAGUUCAUGUUUUUAAAGCUUAUACUGCAACAGGUUGCUUGAAUAUUUUUUCUUGUCUUGAUAAGAUUACUUCUAUGUUAAGUUAUAAAAGAUGGGCCAGAACUCAUAUCCGUUCCCUGAGCACUCAACGUUCCAGAUGCACAAGGCAAAUAAACUCACAGCUCUCUACUUUGUUUAACAAAUAAUGAAAACGGAGUCUGUAAUAUGGAUUUCCCUUAGCAAAAGGGCUGUUAGCAGGACUUGAUGCUGCAGACAGCAGGCAAACAGGCCAGGUUGUGGUCUAUGUCACCAGGGUGGUCAUGCCUCGAGGUCUGUGAGCGGUCUGUAGGCUGGUGGGCGCUGUCUGCUUCUUCCCACCCUGUCUCUGUGUUUGACCUCCUGAGCUUCUAGAAUGCACAUUCUUUCCAUGGCUCCAGAUGUGUGUGAAGGGAGCUGAUUUUCUGUAUUUUGUUAAUUUUCAUCCUCACUCAAAAGGCUGUGUGAUCUUCUUUAUUGGGGUUGGGAAGGAACACGCACACAUACCUAAUGCUUACUUUUUGAAUUCCAAUGAGCUCUACUUAAACACCUUUUCUCCUGUGACUUCAGUUUUUUCAAGUGCUUUACUGUGAAGCCUGAUGUGUCCCUGUGGUGCAGAGGCCAACAGAAGUGGGUCUGUUUGGUUAGAAGGUGCUUCUCCUCUGAGACGCUGAAAGGCAUCGGUAGUAGAGGAAACCAGCUUAGGAACUGCAGUCUUGUGUAAGAGAACAGGCAAAUUCAUGGUGCAGCAAAUGUAUGCACUGGUGUGGUUUGGAGUAGAAGUAUUUCACAGCAGGUGGAUAAUUUUCUGGAUCAUUCAUGAAGCUUUGUAGCUCAAGGACAGCAGAAUGCUACGUUCAACUUGAAUUCUACCUAAUGAUUGCGUCAGUUUUGUUCUCCAGACAAAUAAUUCACAUCUAAUACCACCAGCCUUCUGGAGAGACAGGCGGUAAUGGUCCUACUGGAAAACUAAAAGUCUGCUAAUUCCAGGGAUCUGAAGCUUAUUCCCUGGCUGAAAACAUCAGAAAUAUCAUCCCCCCCAAACCUGGCUCCUCCUCACGUGUGUCAACUAACAUUUCAGAAGCCAAAUAAUCUCUUUUGCAGAAAGGGUAGGGGAACUGGAUUUUGAUAUUUGAGGAAGAGCAGGUUAGGUUUGUAUGUUCUUAUUCUAUGUUUAUUUUAUAUAUUGUGAACUAUUAAAAUGAAAAGUCAGUUUUAUUUGAGGAUAAUUUUCUUUUUUGCCAGUGUCCCUACAUGAAGGUGGAGAAUAGUUUAUAGUGCUAAAUGUGCUCAAGUACGUCACUGCUCCAGGCUAGCACAAGAGAUGGACAAAAAGAUGUGGUUGCCACCACAACCCUUAGCAGAAAGACAGGUAAAUUUGUAGAACGAUUGACUUUACAGUUUAAUUGAAUUGCUGCUUUCUUGGCACGGCUCUUCUAUGUAGUCUGACGUCAGAGGAGUGGAUUAUCACUCCAGCACCAUUAACACACACGAAGCUGUUUCCCAAGGACUGACAUUGUAGGUAAUUCCUCUGUAGGGUGACCUGGGAUCUUGUUACUCUUGGUGUUUCUGCAUUGGGUAUUUCUAUAGGUUAUUUGUGGGAUGGCUCCUCUGACCUCCUGUGUAACAGUGGCAGGGGAACUCAGUCAGGAACAUGGGGAUCUGAUCUCUUCAGGCCUCAACUGGGAGAUGAAAUGUUUCUAAGAAUAACACAAGAUUACAUCCGGUAUUCAUGUCAGUAACAAUUAGGUCCACAAAGAAGCAGAGCAGGAAAGGAAGUGUGGGAAAAUACCAGCAUCACUUAUGUGCUGGAACACACACGAGUGCAGAAGUGUCUCCUAUUGAACUUUAGUUGCCAUUGUAAUGAGAAGUUUCAUGCCACAUUGCAUCAGCCUUUCAACAGCUGAUGUGGGUUGCUAGCUUUCUAUUGUUUCCUGAGCUUCUUCACACUCAAUUAUGGCAGCUUCUUGCUUUGUUGCCACGAGAAUCAAGUUGAUCUAUGUUGAUGUGACAGGUUUAGGAUUGUCACUCUGGAAAACUUGCCUGCCCAACCAGAUUGCCAUGUAAGCUUACUGAAUUUCCAGAUGUCUUGAAAUUAGCUUUUCUGUUGUUGUAUGAGAUGCCCCCGAGUGUGUCCAAUCCCUUUCAAUAUUAGUGAUCCAGAUUUGACAGGAAUACAGUGAGUGAAGGGGCCAGGGGAUGUGUGCAGGAGGAAGUGCAGUGGGGAAAGGAGGCAGCAUGUUAUAUAUAGCAUUGGGAGUCUGCAGUCACAGGAAGGAAGGGAUGGCAAUUGCACCACAGGCUGUGUGGGCCUUCUGGCAAAUGUAUGUCUGAGAUGGACCUUCAGAAGCUGUUUCAGUCAUUGUGGGGAGCUCAACAGGCUCAUGCCUUUUGAACAGAAUUUUGGACUUCUUAUUUCUCAUUUCCCAGGGAUCACCAUUGCAAGGCUUGCUUUUGGGGGUUUUGUUGUUUAGUUGGGGUUUUUUUAAGGGAAAAAAGGAAAAAGAGCUGUACAGUCCCAUCUAUGAGAUGUGCUCUUCUGGCAGCGUUCUCCACUCUCAGAAAGUACCUGUCUUCCAAACUGCAUAGGGAUCAUUAGAAAAAUGAAAUUAUUUUUUCCCACUCAUCCCCAUUCUCCUUCCAGCUGCAGAAUGUUUAGCUGAUGAACUACAGCUCUUCUGGAUAAACAAAGAUAGUACCAAGACAAAGGGAAGAGUGAGGUGAUUUAUCAGGAAAGGCUAGAGAAGGCCUCCUCAGGAAUCCAAGGUUCAGUGGGUCCAGAGAGUAAGAGCUGGGGUAAGAAGAAACUGAUUUCAUUCAACUGGAGCUUCUUACUAAAAGUAGCUGAAGAUCCACAGAGAGAUGUGAUGCCUCAUUUGAUGUGAGGGAAUCCAUGAUUUGCACCAUUCCCUGAAGACUUUUUGGCUCCAGGGUCUAUUUGUUUUACAGGGUUUCAGAGAAAGUAAAGUUUGAUCAAUUGCCAGGAGUAAUUUUAUGGAGAGUUCUUCCUGGGGCCCCCUCCUCAGUAAGACACUGGGUUUUGUGUGCAAAUAAGUGCACUUAUAGCUUUGUCCUGCAGGGUUUCAUUUGGAUCAGUGAUAUUUCAGAGUUCUGUGUAAGCUUGAACUGCAGCUCUUGAACAGAGAAACAAUUCGGCAUGGUGAGACAGCUGGGGUUAGUGUAGAUAGACAAGGUUUGCCACUGGUCCCAGUUGGUGCUAAGAAGCUUAUUGUGCAGAUGGGCUUGGGAGUUACGUGGCACAGAGCCUGAAUCUUUGGUUGUUCUUUGAGAAGAGGCUCCAGGAGAUGCUGGUGGAUAUAGAAAAGUCUCUAAUGUGUGGGAGCAGAAUGGAAGGUUAGAGUGGGUGGGAAAUCUUGGUGGUGAAGGAAGAUUUGUAGGGGGGAUGUUUGGGAGGAUUUCAGGGGAGCAGGAAUGUGCUGGGAGGUGCUGUGGACGGCCCAGAUGGCACUGGCAUGAGACCAAGGUGGGACUUGCUGAGGAAGGACUCUGGAAAGGGUGUACAGUCUUAGAGCUCACCAGGGGUCACUACAGAGGAUCAGCCUUACCUGGUGCAUGCGAAGGGUUCAGUUCAUAAGGUCUAUUAGUGAUCAAGGUAGAGGCAGUUCUCGUGGAUUAUCUCCCUUUCAGAUACACUGUCACAUUUCAUGACUGUGUCUGGGUGCAACAAAACUCCUUCUGCUUCAUGAACAUGAGCCUUACCUAAAACUAAAUCAAUCCAGCUGUGUUCUGUGCAGAGGAAAAGCCUGCUAUAACAGUGCUGUGAUGCAUUAGAACUGUAGAAUACUCUUUAGUGGUCUUUGCUAUGUUUAGCUGCCUCAUAGUCAGUUCUCUCCCAGUUUGUUUUGGGACUCACACUGCACUGAGUCAUCCCAGAGUUUUGUCUUUCUAGCCCUGAGCUUUCAGCCUUCUUUACAGUAAAACACAUCAGAAAAAGUAAAAUCACACCGGUUCCUUAUCUGCAUGAGAGGUGCCUAACCCUGACAGACUGAGAAUCCCCAAACUGGAGCAGUGUUGUGUGUUACUCCCUGUCUUAUUUGUCUGCUGGGACUGUUCACACAAGGAUGUGUUAAAAUCAAGACUGGAACCUGUUGAUCUGAGUCCAUCCUUUGCUUCUCCCACUCUGUCUCAGGAGCUGGUGUUCCUGCCCUCAUCCUGUGGAGCGGUUGUCUCUGUGGUCUGCAAACCAAGACACUACGAACACCCUGCUGCACACGCUGUCACUAUAAAACAAUUACUCUUUUAAUUUAAAUGGUUUAUGAAUAUAGUUGUUGUUUUCC